AUGGCAAAUGAUUUACAACCACCUGAAAAUGGACGUUUACCGUCCGCAGCAACUCACUUUGCUGGGCCUCUUGUAGCCACCAUCAACAACAAUAACAACAACCCAACCCCCUUAUCGACAAAUGAUUGUAAAUACUCUGAAGAACUCCCUUGUGAAAAAUACCGUCAAUUUAUGGAUUUCUCUCGUCAAGAACGCACUUUUAUGAUUGAAAAACUGGUUGAAACCUUUGCUAAUGCCAUUGAUUCAAUCUGGCAUCCGAAAUUCUUGAUCGAACACCAGAAAGUCAAAGUCAUGCCAACUCGAGGAUUCUGCAAUGAAAUCUUGAAACGAUCAAAGACCACCUACUCAACAUUGCAAAUCAGCCUUUUCUAUGUCUUUCGUGUCAAGAAGGUCGUUCACGAAAAACUCUACCAACGUAUACAACAACAACAGCAGCAACAGCAGUCAGGAAACAUGCCGACAAGCACUUGUUCAACUACUACUCAGAUGGACGAUCUCAUGUGCUGCGGACGACGCAUGUUUCUGGCUUCCCUUAUGCUUGCUUCGAAAUAUCUUCAUGACAAAAACUACCACAACAAAGCUUGGUCCAAAAUCACCGGACUUGAUAUCAAAGAGAUCAAUGCUGCGGAAAUGGCUUUUUUGAAAUUGAUUGACUAUCGAUUAUACGUUAGUAAACCCACAUUUGACAGAUGGUACACUCAGUUACAUGGACACAUUCAGAAGGGAUACAAUGCUAAAUCCGAAUUACCUUCAAACAACAAUUGCUCGGCCGCAACAACACCAACGACUGUCAUCAACCUGUCGUUGAACAACAUGAAUAACGUUUAUCAGCACCAACGAAUGACCUCUAGUAUCGAUAGCAAUUAUCCUUCUCCUCCUCCCGAUGAAACGAAUAAUCCAGCUUAUGGUCAACAACAACAACCACAACAACAGCUGGUGGCUCAUCAUCAUCAACAACCAAUGUCACCACCAUCUCCCUGUUCUGUUCAGCAGCAACAAGAGCAACAAAGAAAAAAGUGCAACAUGGCCACAACUUAUGAAAGAUCUGAUUCUGGCGUAUCAUUUGAUAUAUUCUCUCCACCCUCUUCUCAACCUUUAUCAACAACCACAGGAGGAUCAACCAAAAGACAAUAUUACGAUGAUGACAUUUCUUCAGUAACAAUCAAUAAACGUAUCUGUCAAUAG
Molecule: messenger RNA, 1185 nt
Organism: Mucor velutinosus
Lineage: Eukaryota; Fungi; Mucoromycota; Mucoromycetes; Mucorales; Mucoraceae
Exons: 2
Coding region: 1-1185 (394 amino acids)
Biological process (GO): regulation of cyclin-dependent protein serine/threonine kinase activity
Cellular component (GO): nucleus; cyclin-dependent protein kinase holoenzyme complex
Molecular function (GO): protein kinase binding; cyclin-dependent protein serine/threonine kinase regulator activity
Source: RefSeq, a predicted model, not a curated record